CGCAGUGUCCACCACCCCGGGCCUCACGUCCCGGGCGGCCGAGGGCGGCAUGCGGGACUACGAGGAAGUGACCGCCUUCCUGGGCGAGUGGGGGCCCUUCCAGCGCCUCAUCUUUUUCCUGCUCAGCGCCAGCAUCAUCCCCAACGGCUUCAACGGCCUGUCGUCCGUGUUCCUGAUGGCGACCCCGGAGCACCACUGCCGGGUGCCCGACUCGGCGAACCUGAGCAGCGCGUGGCGCAACCACAGCGUCCCGCUGCUGCUGCAGAACGGCCGCGAGGUGCCCCACAGCUGUCGCCGCUACCGGCUUGCCACCAUCGCCAACUUCUCGGCGCUGGGGCUGGAGCCUGGGCGCGACGUGGACCUGGAGCAGCUGGAGCAGGAGGGCUGCCUGGAUGGCUGGGAGUACAGCCAGGACGUGUACCUGUCCACCAUCGUGACCGAGUGGGACCUGGUGUGUGACGACGACUGGAAGGCCCCGCUCAGCAUCUCCUUGUUUUUCGUGGGUGUGCUGGUAGGCUCCUUCAUCUCGGGGCAGCUGUCAGACAGGUUUGGCCGUAAGAAUGUGCUGUUUGUGACCAUGGCCAUGCAGACGGGCUUCAGCUUCGUGCAGGUCUUCUCCACAAACUUCGAGAUGUUCACUGUGCUGUUUGUCCUCGUAGGCAUGGGCCAGAUCUCCAACUACGUGGCAGCAUUUGUCCUGGGAACAGAAAUUCUCAGCAAGUCGGUCCGGAUCGUGUUCUCGACGUUGGGCGUGUGCAUCUUCUACGCAGUGGGCUUCAUGGUGCUGCCGCUGAUCGCCUACUUCAUCCGGGACUGGCGGAUGCUGCUGCUGGCGCUGACGGCGCCCGGGGUGCUGUGCGCCGCGCUGUGGUGGUUCAUCCCGGAGUCUCCCCGCUGGCUCAUCUCCCAGGGACGCUUUGCAGAGGCAGAGGUCAUCAUCCACAAGGCCGCCAAGAUCAACGGUGUCCUGGCCCCUGCCACCAUCUUCGACCAGAGUGAGCUACAAGACCUAAACUCCAAGAAACAAGCGUCUCACCGCAUCCUGGAUCUACUGCAAACCCGGAACAUCAGAAUGGUCACCAUCAUGUCCAUAAUCCUGUGGAUGACCAUCUCCGUGGGCUACUUCGGACUGUCCUUGGACACGCCUAACCUGCAUGGGGACAUCUACCUGAACUGCUUCUUGUCGGCAGUGGUGGAGGUGCCGGCGUAUGUGCUGGCCUGGCUGCUGCUGCGAUACCUGCCCCGGCGCUACUCCAUGGCCGCCGCCCUCUUCCUGGGCGGAGGUGUGCUGCUCUUCGUGCAGCUGGUCCCUUCAGACUUGUACUACUUGGCUACCAUCCUGGUGAUGAUGGGCAAGUUUGGAGUCACUGCUGCCUUCUCCAUGGUCUACGUGUACACGGCUGAGCUGUACCCAACCGUGGUCAGAAACAUGGGCGUGGGCGUCAGCUCCAUGGCAUCCCGUCUUGGCAGCAUCCUGUCACCCUAUUUCGUGUACCUGGGUGCCUACGACCGCUUCCUGCCUUACAUUCUCAUGGGGAGCCUGACCAUCCUGACCGCCAUCCUCACCUUGUUCCUCCCAGAGAGCUUCGGCGUUCCCCUACCAGACACCAUUGACCAGAUGCUGAGGGUCAAAGGAUUGAAAUACAGGCACAACCCAAACCACACGAAGAUACUGAGAGACAGCGAAGAGAGCCCGGCAAUACUUAAGAGCACAGCGUUUUAGCAGCCUCCAGUGAAGGGGAAUGACUGCGCCCUGACACA
This is a messenger RNA of Ochotona curzoniae (black-lipped pika), 1761 nucleotides long. Its product is annotated as solute carrier family 22 member 5. The record is from RefSeq and is a predicted model, not a curated record. Gene Ontology annotation, cellular component: membrane. Gene Ontology annotation, biological process: transmembrane transport; carnitine transport. NCBI's taxonomy places the organism in Eukaryota, Metazoa, Chordata, Mammalia, Lagomorpha, Ochotonidae. Gene Ontology annotation, molecular function: ATP binding; transmembrane transporter activity. The transcript is spliced from 10 exons. The coding region runs from base 50 to 1723 and encodes 557 amino acids.